Molecule: messenger RNA, 1332 nt
Organism: Phytophthora nicotianae INRA-310
Lineage: Eukaryota; Oomycota; Peronosporomycetes; Peronosporales; Peronosporaceae
Exons: 2
Coding region: 1-1332 (443 amino acids)
Source: RefSeq, a predicted model, not a curated record
AUGGCGAAGGUUUGGAGGACAGGCGUCACCAAGGGCGCUGCGCUGGGCUUGAAGGCGAUAACAAAACCGACACGUAAACCUCGCAAGGCGGCAGCCAUACGUGCAGCCAAGAAAGGGCGAGCUGCUAGGCGCGCUGCGACUGGGACUAUAAGCGCAAUCGCUACCCUGAGCCGUGUACCGAUAGCCAUGAGCAGGGAGGAGAGCAGCGGGGCAGAACCAAGGACGCUGCGGUCGAACCCCACCGCCGAAGCGUCACAGCCGCCCAGUGAUGUCACUAAAGUGUGGGGAAAUAGUGACCGUGUGAGGGGCAGAUGGUCUUGCGCUAUUUGCUCCAACAUCAACCCUGCGUGCUUCCCUCGGUGUUCACGCUGUAAGCUUUAUCGUGUACGACAAGAGGAGGUAAUUGAUCGACCAACUGGCAAAGCGCUUGCGAGCGCCAUUACUGAGGCACUCUGUGCCAUUGAGACUACAACCGAAUGUGCGGCUAAUACCACAAUUUGUACGGCUCCUGCCACCAACUGUAAAGCUCCUGCCACAAACCGUAAGGCUCCUGUCACCAACCGUAAGGCUCCUGCCACCAACCGUAAGGCUCCUGCCACCGACCAGUUGCACUACCGGAUAUGGGGGGAGUAUUAUACUGGUCGGGAUGUUACAGUUGACCGCAGAUUUGCGUCGACUGUCGAGGUGUGGCAGGUGGCCUGUAUAAAUGACAGGCGUGAGACAGACCUGGGCCCUGUGUACCAAGUACUGUGGGUACACCCCGACAGGACUUGCAGGAAGUUAUAUCAGCGAUCAUGGGAACCAAGGGCCAAUCUCCGGGAGGAUGGCUUCACUGAGGAGGUGGAUCUCGUCGACCGUUGGAAAGAUUCUUCCGUGCCACUCUUUGAGGACUUCUGGAGAGAUGACCAGCGUGCAGCAGAGCUCGCUGGUCGUCCAGAUCUCGUUACUCAGCAGGACAUCGACCAGUACGUCGAGGACAUUCUCGUGCAGUACGGCCGUGAUCUCCGCGAGGGUGCAGCAUGGCUGGAUGUGCGCGGCUUCCUAGUGCGCCUUCGGGAUGGAGGACGUGACAUCGCGUACAACGCCUUUGUCAAGAACAACUACGCCAUUCCAGGUCGUCGAGGUGCCCGCGUACUGGAGGAGAUCAAGAUCAAGGAUGGAAUCUACAUCGUUGGAGCCUACAACCAUCGUUUUAUUGGUCAUGGGGCGGUGCUCACAGUUCAAGGGACCAAGCGCCUUCUCUACGACUUGAAAGAAGGUAAGCCGAUCUCAUCCGCGGAGGGGUGGAUCAACUUUUAUGCAUUUGUUCGUCCUUUCAAGAUCCAUAAGUAG